AUGAACUCUUAUUCUUUAUAUCACUGUGCCCUGCACACCCUGAGUCUGGCAGUGCUUGUUGCUGGGAAUGUCCACCCAGAAUGUGAUUUUAUGGUGGAGCUGAAGAAAAAGGAGGCUGAAUGUCUGGAGGCCCCACAAGAGCAUGGAAAUGCAACAUCACCAGGUUGCAAGAGAACUUGGGACAAAUUGUUGUGCUGGCCAGAGGCAGAUGCUGGAGAGAUUCUUGCCUUACCAUGUCCAAACAUCCUCUUUCACUUCAUGAAGGAGCCAGCUGGGAUGAUAAAAAGAAACUGCACAAAAAAGGGCUGGUCUGAUCCAUUCCCUCCCUACCAUGUGGCCUGUCCAGUAGAAGAUGAGAUUCCUCUUGAAGAACAAUCCUACUUUUCUACUAUAAAGAUCAUCUACACUGUGGGAUACAGCGUGUCCAUCUCCUCCCUCAUCAUUGCUGUGACAGUUCUGAUUGCAUUCAGGAGGCUUCGCUGUCCCAGGAAUUAUAUCCAUGUACAGCUCUUUUUUACAUUCAUCUUAAAGGCUAUUGCCAUUUUCAUUAAGGAUGCUGUCCUUUUCCAGGAGGAAGGCAUUGAUCACUGCAGCUUCUCUACAACUGAAUGCAAGAUCUCUGUGGUUUUCUGUCACUACUUCAUGAUGACCAAUUUCAUGUGGCUGCUGGUGGAGGCUCUCUACCUGAACUGCCUGCUGCUCUCAUCCCUUUCUCAUGGAAGAAGAUAUUUUUGGUGGCUGGUUCUCUUUGGCUGGGGUUUUCCAACACUUUUCACCCUUAUAUGGAUAUUGACAAAAUUCUACUUUGAAGACACAGCAUGCUGGGAUAUUAAUCAAGGCUCUCCUUAUUGGUGGCUAAUCAAAGGACCAAUUAUAAUUUCUGUGGGGGUCAAUUUUGUCCUAUUUAUCAACAUCAUCAGAAUUUUGCUGAAAAAACUAGACCCUAGACAAAUCAACUUCAAUAAUUCUUCUCAGUACAGACGUCUGUCAAGGUCAACUCUGCUUCUAAUUCCUUUAUUUGGAACCCAUUACAUUGUCUUCAACUUCCUCCCAGAAUAUACCAGCCUGGGGGUUCGUCUUUAUUUGGAGCUCUGCGUUGGAUCUUUUCAGGGGUUUAUUGUGGCAGUUCUCUACUGUUUCCUGAACCAAGAGGUGCAAACGGAAAUCGGCCGGAGGUGGCACAGGAAGAGAUACGGGCUGGUGCCAGUGUGGAGGAGGACCAGGUGGACUGUGCCCUCCAGCUCUGGGGUGAAAAUGACCACAUCUGUGUGCUGA
Agelaius phoeniceus (red-winged blackbird) is the source of this 1275-nucleotide messenger RNA. It is a transcript of the gene GHRHR, whose product is annotated as growth hormone releasing hormone receptor. Lineage: Eukaryota; Metazoa; Chordata; Aves; Passeriformes; Icteridae. Gene Ontology annotation, cellular component: plasma membrane. Gene Ontology annotation, molecular function: growth factor binding; growth hormone-releasing hormone receptor activity; G protein-coupled peptide receptor activity. The record is from RefSeq and is a predicted model, not a curated record. Gene Ontology annotation, biological process: positive regulation of cell population proliferation; adenylate cyclase-activating G protein-coupled receptor signaling pathway; cell surface receptor signaling pathway.